This is a messenger RNA of Aspergillus alliaceus, 3691 nucleotides long. RefSeq lists its product as uncharacterized. Lineage: Eukaryota; Fungi; Ascomycota; Eurotiomycetes; Eurotiales; Aspergillaceae. Gene Ontology annotation, molecular function: P-type calcium transporter activity; ATP binding; ATP hydrolysis activity. Gene Ontology annotation, cellular component: plasma membrane. The transcript is spliced from 5 exons. The record is from RefSeq and is a predicted model, not a curated record. Gene Ontology annotation, biological process: calcium ion transmembrane transport; intracellular calcium ion homeostasis. The coding region runs from base 112 to 3036 and encodes 974 amino acids.
UUAAAAAGGCCUUUCCAUCCCCCACUCUGUGGAUUUAGACAAUUCCCAGUAUCCGUCACUAUCGUUCAUUGUUUUCUGCCUUGGGACUCUUCCGACGCUUUUUUUUUUCCUAUGACGAGCGAAAGGAACACCGGUUCUGGAAUUCCAGGGUCCGGGGGAUCUCCAUUAAGCCAGCCAGCUCAUACUCUUCCUUAUGAUGUUGUGAUUAGUGAACUUGGCACCCGACUCGAUGAGGGUUUGAGCAAUGAUGAGGCGAAACAUCGCCUGCAGCAAUAUGGACCCAACAAGCUGGAUGAAGGCGAAGGGGUCUCGGUCAUCAAAAUCCUCAUCCGCCAGGUUGCCAAUGCAAUGAUGCUAGUCUUGAUACUGGCCAUGGCGGUCAGUUUCGGUAUCCAAUCAUGGAUUGAAGGUGGCUUUAUCUCCGCCGUUAUCGUUCUAAAUAUCAUCGUCGGCUUCUUUCAGGAAAACGGCCAGACCUUCUCCGUUCCCUCGGUGGAGAUCGUCCCCGGUGAUAUGGUCGAACUGAGAACGGGCGAUACGGUUCCUGCGGACAUCAGAUUGGUCGAAGCCGUGAAUUUCGAGACGGAUGAGGCUCUUCUCACGGGAGAGUCACUCCCCGUCCAGAAAGAAUACGACUCCACGUUCAAGGAGGAUACGGGCCCUGGCGACCGUCUGAAUAUUGCCUAUAGCUCUAGUACUGUCACUCGCGGUCGCGCCCGUGGCGUGGUGUUCAGUACCGGUAUGUCCACUGAAAUCGGUUCCAUUGCUGCCGCGCUGCGGGCCAGCGACAGCAAGAAGCGCCCGGUGAAGCGUGGCCCUAACGGAGAGACUAAGAAGCGCUGGUAUGUCCAGGCUUGGACGCUUACUGGGACUGAUGCCGUUGGUCGCUUCCUUGGAGUCAAUGUUGGCACUCCACUUCAGAGGAAGCUGUCAAAGUUGGCUAUUGUGCUGUUCGGCGUUGCCGUUCUCUUCGCUAUUGUUGUGAUGGCGGCCAAUCUGUUCAGCGAUAACAACGAGGUCAUCUGUUCCGACAAGACAGGAACCCUAACUCAGGGCAAAAUGGUUGUCAAGAAAGCUUGGAUUCCCUCGGAAGGCACAUACUCAGUGGGCACAUCCAACGAGCCUUUCAACCCUACAGUCGGUGACGUGACUUUUACCCCGGUGUCCCCUGCGCAUUUCGACGAUGAGAAGGAAGGUGCAGCGGCGGAGAAGCCAGAAGAUUUUAUCUCGGGAAACCUCCAGCUAGAGCACUUCCUGGAUGUAGCUUCGAUGGCCAACCUGUCUCAUGUUUAUAAGUCCGACGAGGGAGAAUGGAGCGCCCGUGGCGAACCCACCGAAAUCGCUAUUGAAGUAUUCGCUUCGAGGUUCAAUUGGAACCGUGAUCGGUGGACUAAAGGCGAAGGCGCUGUGUGGCACCAGAAGGCCGAAUUCCCAUUCGAUUCCACUGUCAAGAAGAUGUCCGUUAUUUUUACCAAGAUCACUCCCCACGAAGAACGCUCCAUGGUCUUCACCAAGGGCGCUGUCGAGCGCAUCAUCGACGCGUGCACGACUGUCGUCUGGGAUCAAGACUCGUCCACGCCGGUACCUUUGACCGAUAGCCAUCGCAACUCGAUUCUUGAAAAUAUGGAGGAGCUCGCAAAGCUCGGUCUCCGCGUGUUGGCGUUGGCCCAUCGGCCGUAUAAGGAAGAGAGCCGCCUACUCGAAGACGCGGACCCCAACCGCGAAGAUGUCGAAAAGGACCUUUGCUUUCUCGGACUGAUUGGCCUAUAUGAUCCUCCCCGCCCGGAAACGGCUGCUUCUAUUGCAGCAUGCUACCGCGCCGGAAUUGAAGUCCAUAUGGUAACUGGAGACCACCCGGGCACCGCCAAAGCCAUUGCUCAGCAGGUCGGAAUCAUGCCUGCGGAUCUCAGUACUGUGGCAGCCGACGUCGCCGAUGCCAUGGUCAUGACAGCCAGCCAAUUUGAUAGACUCACCGAUGAUGAAGUCGACGCGCUUCCCACCUUGCCACUGGUCAUCGCACGCUGUGCUCCUCAGACCAAGGUACGCAUGAUCGACGCGCUCCACCGACGCGGACGCUUCGCCGCCAUGACCGGUGACGGUGUCAACGACUCCCCGUCCCUCAAGCAUGCCGAUGUCGGUAUCGCUAUGGGCCAAGCCGGAUCAGACGUCGCAAAAGACGCUUCAGACAUCAUCCUAACAGACGAUAACUUCGCCUCAAUCCUCAACGCAGUCGAAGAAGGCCGCCGCAUCUUCGAUAACAUCCAGAAGUUUGUCCUCCAUCUCCUCUCUGAGAACAUCGCCCAAGCUUGCACCCUCCUCAUCGGCCUCGCCUUCCAAGACAAAGACGGCCGCUCCGUCUUUCCCCUCUCGCCCGUCGAAAUCAUCUGGAUCAUCAUGAUUACCUCCGGCAUGCCCGACAUGGGCUUGGGCAUGGAAGUCGCCGCGCCCGACAUCAUGACCCGACCCCCUCAAGACAAAGCCGGCAUCUUCACCUGGGAAGUCCUGAUCGACAUCCUCGUAUACGGCCUCUGGACCGCAGCGCUCUGUCUCUCCGCCUUCUCAGUCCGCAUGUGGGGAUUCGGCAACGGCGACCUCGCUCGCGGCUGCAAUCGCCAUUACAGCGAUGAAUGCGACCUGGUCUUCCGCGCCCGCGCAACAACCUUCGUCUGCCUCACCUGGUUCGCCCUCUUCCUCGCUUGGGAAAUGGUCAACAUGCGCCGCUCCUUCUUCCGCAUGCAGCCAAAGUCCACCCGCUACUUCACCCAGUGGAUGUAUGAUGUCUGGCGCAACCCAUUCCUCUUCUGGUCCAUUAUGGCUGGGUUUGUCACAACCUUCCCGAUCUUGUAUAUCCCCGUUAUCAACACGGUGGUCUUCAAGCAUACAGGGAUCUCAUGGGAGUGGGGCAUCGUCUUCGUCGAAGCGAUCCUCUUCUUCAUGGGCGUGGAGGCGUGGAAAUGGGCCAAGCGUGUCUUUUUCAGAAGACGUGCCAGGAACCAGCGGAAAUCGUCCAAGCAAACUGUUCCCGAGUUGCCUUAACAUUUGCUUUCCCUGGUCCAGGAUAGAUUGUGGCCAGGGAACCGAUCAAGACUGGGUUUGCACGCGCGAUAUACGGAAUUUAGCUCGCUGGAUUCUAUGCUUAUAUUAAACAGUUCUAUGCUUUUAGUGAAUAAGGGCCGAAAAGGGUGGAUAUUGACUUGGGGAUGUCGGUACGUUUUUGUUUUUUGCUUUGUUUUUGCUCUCGUUUCGAGGGCUUUUGUUCGUCUUAGACAUGGGUGCUGUAUGUUUACGCCACCGGUGCAGGCGAAACUGGUAGGUAGAUGGGUAGUAGUAGGAUUAGGUAGAAUGGAAAUAGAAUGCCACUUUAUACAGGGUCUAGAAGAUAUCGUUGUGUCAGCUAAUAUGCUCGCUCCAAGAAUUUGAAACAAAAGUACCUGUACCACCGUCGUCCUCCCCAACCUCACCAUACUCUUCGAUACGUUUUCUGGCCUUAUUUUUAUCGAACUUUCAAGAUACUACUCCGUACACGGUGGUGAGGCAGCUUCACCUUCAUGUUGCGGCUGAGGUGGGCUUUUGUAACGUGGCGUCUAGACUAACGAAGCCUUGCGCGAAUUAAGUGUGCCAAUGGGGUGAUGUCUAUUGGAUUUCAUCGUCACAUGAGGUUUUCUCUCUCCGUAAAUUGUAGUGUAUUGUC